This is a messenger RNA of Ornithodoros turicata, 5094 nucleotides long. RefSeq lists its product as uncharacterized. NCBI's taxonomy places the organism in Eukaryota, Metazoa, Arthropoda, Arachnida, Ixodida, Argasidae. Gene Ontology annotation, molecular function: metalloendopeptidase activity. Gene Ontology annotation, cellular component: plasma membrane. The coding region runs from base 157 to 4938 and encodes 1593 amino acids. Gene Ontology annotation, biological process: protein processing. The transcript has 2 exons. The record is from RefSeq and is a predicted model, not a curated record.
CUCCGACCCUAUCGAGCGAAAUCCCGUGCAUGCCCACACGCGAGCUUCCGCCGCGCGCAUUCCCAAACAUGACUGCGGUUCGCUCCAUCUGAAUUCGGCAACUUACCACCAAGCCCACCUAGUUCCAAGCCCAAUGCCUCAAAGCUAGGGAGAAGCAUGGCCUCGCAGCCGCCUGGGCCAGGGCGUCCUUUUUUCCGGGUUCCUCCCGACUCGAAGGAAGAGGGCUAUGGCUACGAACAGUGGAUCUCCAUUGGCGACACUCACGAGGAGCAGUUCUGGGGUGACGAAAUCCUGAACCCCACGAGGAACCUGCACUUUGAGUGCGACAGCCGUGUUCAGGAGUAUUCAAGCCGACGACCGCAAAGUCGACAAGUAGAGUGCAUAGAGGGACACUCUGUCCAAGCCUCAACUUGCACAGAGAGACGUAUGCUUCGCUCCCGUCAUCAGGCGGCGGAAGUUGACCGUACCUGCAAUCAUACAGAAUGGAUCCAGCGCCUGUCUUCGCAAGCGGCGGGUACUAUUACCGACAAAGGAUGUGCAGCUUCAAGGUCGUCAGCUGCCACCAAAGCCGCAGUACACGGACAACUAUAUCCAGCACACGUGAAGACCCAAACGAAGACGUACAGUGAAACUGCUCCGUUCUAUGGCCAACGGGAAUUCACACCUGAGGGAUAUUCUGCUCUCCAAUACGAAAUAGACACAAGAACAGACAUUGACCAUGGUCAACCGGUAACACAAGAAGAUUCCUUGGCAGUUUCAUGCGGCAUGCCAGCUAGCAAUACAUUUCUCCAGGAACCUGGAACUGUGCAGAAUCCUGCUGUUUUCGAAGGUUAUGUUACUGAAAUACCUAGUACAGGGCCGUUGUCUGAGAGUGUUGUUCCUGCAGUGUCUAAUGGACGCGCAAGGGGGACACUUUCCGCAGACAUGACCAUCGGUUUGAUGCCUCAAGGUAAAACUCAGACUCGGACGUCGGUUCACUUUAGAGUGGAGAGUGAAAAAGAAACGUUCGGUCGACAGCUUCUUCAAAGGCCUGAUACUCUCUUUGUGGGCAGCUCUCAAACAGCAUUAAGUGCGGUGGAUCGCAGCAGGCAGCAGUCUGAGUCACAAUACCAGCAGUACUAUCCUCGGCACCAGCGGCAAGACACUAUCCAGAAGACCCGGCAUUUGUCCAUCGGAGAUACGUUGCGGCUGGUACCUGCUGGAAAUGGAGACGUCGUUACCGCGUACGUGGUUGAUGUAAUCGCAGAGGGAGCGGUGUUUGACGACGAUAGGAAAAAGAAGAGGAGAAAGAAGAAGAAAAGGAAGAAAAAGAAGAAGAAGAGGAGGAAGAAGAAGAAGAAGAAGAGGAAGAAGAAAAAGAAGAGGAAGUCAAAGAAGAAAAGGAAGAAGAAGAAGUCGAAGAAAAAGAAGUCCAAGAAGAAAAAGAAAUCUAAGAAAUCCAAGAAGGCAAAGAAAAAAGGGGAAGCAACAGUAGGAAAAGGUAGCAGUCCUGCCACACCGUCUUCGCGAAGCUCUCCGACUACUACUACUACAACCAGUGUGACAAAGCCAAAACAAAAAAUCGGGGACGUGAAGUCCGAUACAAAGGCUGCUCCAGCAUUGCGAGAAUUGAAAGUACUGAUCUCGAGGCCAUCGGUGCCCAAUAUUGCUCCUGCUCCGAUGCCCCCUGCAGUUUGGGCCCGGACAUCGAUGAUGAGAUUGCAACCCGCCAUUUCCCAGACCUCGCAGUGUACCAACUGCGGUACCACCAUGCUGCCUGCGAUUGGUCAGCAGCGAGCCAUGAGGUUCUCCUCCCCUCAACAACCCGGGCCACAACCCUCGUGGUCUUCCAGGUGGGGAAGUCGUGGGCGCUCUCCUCCGCAGUCUCCAUUACCACUGGUCGAAGACGAGUGGCCAUCACAGGAAGGGUUGCAAGAGCCUAGGCGCCGCCCAUCUCGUACCCGUUCCCGGAGGCGCCGGCGGUCUAGGUCAUCCAGGCGACGUUCAUCAAAGCGACGCCGCAGAAGCUCACGGUCCUACAGUUCGAGCAGCUCUGAAUACUCAUCUUUGGAUGAUUAUCCACUUCGACGUAGACCCAGAAGCAUUUGCGGACCUCCUCCCGAACCGUACGAUGCUGAUCCGCCUCCAGUCGACCCCCUAGAAAGAUACUACACGGAACCUGAGAUUAUAGGAAGACCAGGCAGACCGACGUAUGCUAGUCCUGGAUAUAGGAGACGGGCAGGAUCUUAUCCAUUUCGGAAUGCACGUUCAUACGACAUAAGCCCUCGCAAGAUCCCGUGCUACACAGAAGACACUGGCGGUCGUACCGUGUCUCAAGAGCAAAUGCCCGUCGUCGUCGAAUCUGAAGUUAUGCUUGUACCUCAGAAUCCACUUCAAGACAGAGGUGCUCAGACAGUGCCACCAACCACUGCAGCGUCAGUGCAGUGUGUCAUGCGAAAUUCUCCCCAAGCAGCGCAACCUCAAGUUAUACAGCCACAACCACCCCAAAUUCCUUCAAUGACACUGGCGACUCUGGCCGCUACUGCUCUCCCUGUGGUACAGCCAUCUCCCAUAGCUCUUGCACAACUGCCAAUGCCUGCGACACCGUAUUCACAGCCACUCCCCAUAACACCGUACGUCUCUUCCGCACCCCUGCUCGGUAGCGCUGCCUGGCAUCCAGGCUUGUAUCCAAAUGCGACGUCAAGUGGUACAUUUUCCACGGAUGAUACGUGGGUCAAGGUGUCCGUGGACACUCAGCAGUCAUCUUCAAGUUACGUGUCUUCAGGUCCUAGACCCAUGGGCUUGUAUACAAAACCGCCCAGUGACUCCUGGUGGUCACCCUACGGUUACAUGAAGAGGAUGAACCAACAGGGAAAUGUUGCAGUUACCUUCAUCUUCCUUGUUGGUAUUGUAGCAUGCGUUGUAGCUAUCCUCAGUCGCUUCGGAGGUGGGCGGUCACACAUCCUACAAGAGUCGGUCGACGCGGUGGAUGAUGACUCUCACGUCAUGCACGGUCCGUGGACCAAUCAAACCGGCGGCGGAACUCUUAUGAAACCUUACGGACUCUGUCGGACGCUCGAAUGCCGGAGAGAAGGCUUGUUCCUGAAAAGCCUUGUCGACAACGAGGGAGCUUGCACGAACUUCUACGAUUACGUCUGUUCGCGCACCUGGAAGAAGGCCCACAAUGAAGGAUUGUCGUCCGCUGACCUUAUGGUGAGGGGCGCGGCGUCUUCCAUUAUUAGCGUCAUCAAGGCCGGUAACGUGAAAGACAGGAUAGCAGAAGAAGCCAGAGGCCUAUGGAAAGAGUGCAUGGAUGUUGACACAAUCAGGAAGCUCGGCAAGAAGCCGUUUACUGCAGUUCUCAACAAAGUUGGGUUGGAUGGAUGGCCAUACGGGCUUGCUGCUAACGUCACAGGGAAAAACGUUUGGAAUGUGACUGGAGCUUUGAUGCGUCUGCUAAGUCUGAACACUUUUCUAACUAUCGUCGUCGAAACGAUCGCCACCAACAACACAGCUCUGGUAACUAUUCUGAAAGGGCCUGUACGAACAUCUACCGCCUAUUUCCACGUCAAUGACACGAGCGAGGAGUUAUUUCAAAGAAUCACAAAUAGAGUAACGUUUCUGGAUCCACAGCACGAAAUGGAUGAAAUUGUCGGUGGCAUCGUGGCAUUUUUAAGAACUAUUUCCAAACUGAGUGACUUUGAACAUGACAAUGCGGCUAUCGACAAUCCAAAUGAAUUUCAAGCUUUCAUAUCGUCCGCGUUAUCUGGCAUUUUAGAUCUCGGUAAUGGCACUGUCAUCAGUAUCCGCCACGGAGAAGCUGUGCAGGAGUUAUACCGGAUGAUACAGUCGAUGCCACCUAGAGCAGUUCUUAAUUACCUGGGCUACGCUGCAGUUGACAAUCUCUGGCUGUUCUCCCCGCAAGGGCAUCUAUCAUCGGAACAGAUAAGGGCUAGAGAGCACGACUGCAUUCGUAUGGUUGAGCGGGCAUUGCCGACGCAGGUCCACUACUUAGCUUACCUGUCCACGAAGCAUCACCUGGAUGUUAGUUUUUUCACUGACUUAGCCCACAACACAAAGCACCAGGUCAUCAACUCCAUACGAAAUCUGUCCUGGAUGGAUACCAGCACAAAAACUCGCACCAUCGAACAAUUGUCAAGUACACGUGUCAAACCCUUCUUUCCGCAAUGGAUGUUAUACAACCACAUGUAUCCAAAAGCAUCUCGUCCAAGCCUCACUCCACUGGAAGCUCUUGUCUCUUAUCAGUCAAUAAUGCAAAACUCCUUCGAGGAAUCCGUUAAAGCUCGAGUAAUCAAGGAGGACGACCACUGGAUGGGAUCAGUGUUUGACCAGGACUGCACAUAUGACGAAGAACGCAACGUGCUUUUCCUACCACUGUCUAUGGCUAACUCAACAAAGGUUGCGACGAAACUCCUCCUCUAUUUCCACAUGCCACAUGUUGGAGUACAGCUUGCAAGAUGCCUUCUUGAGGCUGUAGGCUCUUCAAAACACACCAAUAUUUGGCCACAGCCCACUGUUCGAAAAUUCGCGGAUGUCCGCAAGUGCUUCGAGGAGCCUCACCUUUCUGGCGCCGUCCCAGUUCAGGACCCCAGUAAAAGGCCGUCCAUUACAGCUGGUGAUGUUUUCGAGCACGCCGCCGUCAUUCAAGCCCAUAACGUUUUCACGAGCGGGAUUCGUAAGCUCAGCAAGAACAUUCAAGACUAUCGACUCGAGAAUGCCAAGGACUUGUCCGCCGAACAACUGUUCUACAUCUACUACACCAGUGGAAGGUGUCAUAGUUAUGGUGCUAAGUACGAAACGCCUCGAAUGUCCCGACAUGAAAAUUCGAAGCUGGUGAACCUAGCUCUGUCGCACGACAGCUUGUUCCACAAAGCGUUCAACUGCAGUCAGAAUACGGCCAUGAAUCCGAUGAAGCAAUGCCACUUCUGGACGCGGUAACACUGGCGGUAAAAGUACGCUACAUACGCGCUAUGCAUAAGUGCAGCGACAGUGGAAUUCUCAUCGCUCAGCACUAUAGAGAAUAACGUUCACACACUGCACGGGCAUUAACGCAAUUCCGUAACGGAAUGAGAAUAAACUUCCGUAGCAUGUUCA